ACUCUUGAGAAACAGAAUCAUGAGUUGGGUCAGGCUAAAAUUAGGGUAACGGAUGCUAACAUCAGGGUUGCAGAGCUAGAGGAGAGUCUUGCUAUGGCUCAGAAAGAGAUGCUCAAAGCACAAGAGAGUGCUGCUAAAUAUCAAAGGGAUGCGAAAGAGGCCAUGGCCCAGAAGGAGGAUAUGGAGGAACGUAUAGCUACGUUAGAAAAGAGAUAUCUAAAUGCCCAGCGAGAAACCACAUCUCUACAUGAUCUUAAUGAUAAAUUAGAGGCUGAGUUAGCCAGUCGAGAGGCUGAUGUUAAACAGUAUGAAGAUAAACAGCGAGGAAUGCAGGAGAGACUAGAUGCCUCAGAACAAAGGUUAUCACAAUCAUUAAGCAAAGCUGAAGCAUUACCAAGUGUAGAAGCUGAAUUAGCUGAUAGAAUGGCUGCACUCUCUCAGGCUGAAGAGAGGCAAGGAAACACAGAAGAAAAACUAAAACAACUCAGGAAUGAAUUAGAAGAAUGUAAACAUGAACUAGAAAGGGCAAGAGAGAGGGAAAGAAUGAAUGAAGAACACAAUAAAAGAUUAUCAGCGACAGUAGAUAAACUAUUAACUGAAUCAAAUGAAAGAUUAAAGAUACAUCUCAAGGAACGAAUGUCGGCUUUAGAUGAUAAGAAUGGGAUGACUCAGGAAUUGGACAAGAUCCGACGAUCAAUGGAUGAGAUUGAAAGAGAGAAGAGUAAAGUUGUUGAAGAGAGGGAUCGAUUGAGAAUAGAAAUCAAGUCUUUGAGAGAUGGAUUUGAUUCUGAUGGUUCAGCUAGGAAUAUCAGCAGUACAACAUCCCAAGCGGUACCUGAUGUUGUGAUGGCCAAUGCUGCUAAACAGGGAAGAAGUGAGGAUGAAGUUAUACGGCGCCCUCAGAAGGGCCGCAUUGAAUCACUCAAAGGAAACGAUAGAAAGCAGGUUCACACGUUGAAUGAGCAGGAAUGGGAGAAAGCAGAGCAGGCCAAUGUCUUGGCAAACAUUGCCCAAGCUUUUGAGAGCGAGAGCUCUUCACCCGCUGGUGAUGAUAACGCAGAUAUCUUCUCAGCGGUUGAUAUGUUGUCGCCUCAAGGUCAAACAGAUGCUCAGACUUUAGCUGCGAUGCUUCAAGAACAACUAGAUGCAAUCAAUAAUGAAAUCAAAUUAAUACAAGAGGAAAAAUUUAGCACAGAACAGCGAGCGGAGGAGCUGGAGCAUCGGGUAGGAAGCGUUGAUAACAUUGAUAUAUAUGGGACUUCCCCUAGUCAUCGCUACUGGAAUCCAGAACCAAGGUCACUUACAAGGUCAUUGCCAGGAAGUAUGCUAAUGAUGACUACAGCAUCAGAUCAGGGUCCAUCACAACAACGUACAGGAGAUAAUAAAUCACCUCCUCAAAGCGCUGAUUCAACACCGGUCACUGUUAGACGAAUCCAUCAAGCUGAACCAGCAUCACCUCUUACCUCUCACUAUAAACAUAGUGCCAGCCAACCUCAUAUAUCCUCACUAGGGGGCGCUGUUUAUGGCGUACGGGAAAGAGGUUAUGAUAGCGAUGUGGAUGACAUAGCUUCAAGGCCCAAAUAUGUUCACAAUCGUUCUAUGUCCCUUUCUGAGUCGGAGCUGCAGUAUUGGCAAAAGCCAAUAACAAAGGAGAAGGAAACAGCAGAGGUGAGACCGAUCCGAUGCGAACCAAGUCCACCCAUGUCACCAAGAUCACAACAGCUUGAGAAGAUGGCUGCAGCUAUUGCCGCUCAAGCUAGUCAAAAUGAACAAAGAAGCAGAAACUCUAUGGAAAGUAACAGCACACCCAGCCCCCAUAGCAGUGCUAAUAGUUCACAAGACUCGCUUAAUAAGAAUUUACAGAAGAAACAAGCUUCAGGUAUAAAGGGCUCCCUCGGUAGGAUUUUUGGAAAGAAAGAGAAGCCUGGAAGAAGAGGGAGAGAACAUCCUGAUAAAGCCCAUUUUCAAGAUGAUUCAUCUUCCCAAGACUCGAUGUCAAUUGGAGUCGCUGGCCAGAGAGAGCAAGAUAGGAGAAAGAAAAAGAAACAUGAAUUAUUAGCAGAAGCAAUAAGAGCAGGUACCCCAUUUGCACUAUGGAACGGUCCUACUGUAGUCGCAUGGUUGGAACUCUGGGUAGGAAUGCCUGCAUGGUAUGUGGCAGCGUGUCGAGCAAAUGUGAAAAGUGGUGCCAUCAUGUCUGCACUCUCUGAUACAGAGAUACAAAGGGAAAUCGGUAUUAGUAAUCCACUUCACAGACUGAAAUUAAGACUAGCUAUUCAAGAAAUGGUCAGCCUUACAAGUCCGUCAGCUCCGCCCACAUCCCGGACAUCUGAUGAGAAUAUCAAUGAACCUCCGCCCCGACCACCUUCUCCUCCCCCACCCCCUCCCCAUCCAAUUGAGCAGACUUUAGCAUUCGGUGAGAUGAAUCAUGAAUGGAUUGGAAAUGAUUGGUUGACCAGCAUUGGCUUGCCGCAAUACCGCUCAACGUUCAUGGAAUGUCUGGUAGAUGCUAGGAUGUUGGAUCAUCUGACCAAGAAAGACCUUAGAGGACAGCUUAAAAUGGUUGAUAGCUCUCAUAGGAAUAGCUUCCAGUACGGUAUACUAUGUCUGAAAAAAGUCAACUAUGAUAGGAAGGAAUUAGAAAGGAGGAGAGAAGAGAGUGCAGUAGAGGUUAAAGAUGUAUUAGUAUGGAGUAAUGAAAGAGUAAUAAAGUGGGUAUGUUCUAUUGGACUCAAAGAGUUUGCUCAAAACCUGAAGGAAAGUGGCGUGCAUGGAUCCAUUGUUGCUCUGGAUGAAACAUUUGAUGUCAGUGCCCUUGCACUAGCGCUUCAGAUUCCAACACCAAACACGCAGGCACGAAGCACGUUAGAACAGGAGUUUAAUAAUCUACUUACUGUUGGCACAGAGAGGAGAUUAGAGGAGGGAGAGUUAGGGAAGUUUAGGCGAGGUCCAUCAUGGCGACGCAUGUUCAAGAGCAAAGAGGCCGCCGCUCAUCAUAGAAAGGACAAAUUACCGCUAGACCUGACGGCCGGAGAACGAAUGGAGGCAUACGGUCCUUCCCCAGGCUCUCCCACACAGCGAACUAUGAUGUAUACAAAUCAGAGAGGGCCGGUGGUCCAUGGUGUACCUGUUCUACCAACCUCUCCACCCCUUCAGCGGGGUGGAGCCGGUGGAGGGGCGGUAGUCCCACCCGGGAGUACAUCUAGCAAUACAACAAAUCUUAAAACAUACUCAUGCUGACAGAAUGUAUCACCAUGGAGACAGGGACCAAGCCAUCCCAACAUAAGCUGACCUCUGCCCCUAGCAAGGUCAUAGGUCAAAGUUCAGGACCUUAUAUGUUAUAGUUUGUCUUCAACUGCAGCUCACUGUAGCCAUUAUUAGACAUUAUUUUAUAACCAGUGACAUAUAUAGAAGCUAACAUGCAGUCUCAUUUAAGUAUUUUAUGUCUGCUUUUGUAGACAUAUUUACCUCAUGAAAAAUAUUGUGUACUAUGAAAUCCAAAUAUAUCUUUUCUUUCCCGUAGACCAUGCAACACAAAUCAUUUAUAUGAUUGAAUGCUUCAAUGCAGUCAGUCAUCAAAAAGUGAAUGAUUGAUUGUAUCAAUGCAGUCAGUCAUCAAAAAGUGAAUAUGAUUGAUUGUAUCAAUGCAGUCCAUCAAAAAGUGAAUAUGAUUGAUUGCAUCAAUGCAGUCAGUCAUCAAAAAGUGAAUAUGAUUGAUUGCAUCAAUGCAGUCAGUCAUCAAAAAGUGAAUAUGAUUGAUUGUAUCAAUGCAGUCAGUCAUCAAAAAGUGAAUAUGAUUGAUUGCAUCAAUGCAGUCCAUCAAAAAGUGAAUAUGAUUGAUUGCAUCAAUGCAGUCAGUCAUCAAAAAGUGAAUAUGAUUGAUUGUAUCAAUGCAGUCAGUCAUCAAAAAGUGAAUAUGAUUGAUUGCAUCAAUGCAGUCAGUCAUCAAAAAGUGAAUAUGAUUGAUUGCAUCAAUGCAGUCAGUCAUCAAAAAGUGAAUAUGAUUGAUUGUAUCAAUGCAGUCAGUCAUCAAAAAGUGAAUAUGAUUGAUUGUAUCAAUGCAGUCAGUCAUCAAAAAGUGAAUAUGAUUGAUUGUAUCAAUGCAGUCAGUCCAUCAAAAAGUGAAUAUGAUUGAUUGUAUCAAUGCAGUCAGUCAUCAAAAAGUGAAUAUGAUUGAUUGUAUCAAUGCAGUCAGUCAUCAAAAAGUGAGCUUUCUGAUCAAUUAUUAUGCUUUGUGUUACUGGCCUUUGGUGUCCAAAGACUUAGAAUGGAUUUAUAGUAUUAAAGCAUGUCACCUUAUCUAUCACUCCAGUCUACAGCAAUUUUGGCAUGGUCUAGUCUGCUUGGACAAUGAACUCUCAUUUUUAAUGUCACAUUAAGAAAGGAACUAUUUGGUAUUCCAUGAAAACUGACCAACGAUAAGUCCUUAUUCGUCAUAUGAUAUCUGAAAGUGAUUGUGAUCAAAAGAAGUAAUGUUUGGAUUUAUCUUGAUUAUUAACAGUAUGAUGAGAAAUGACUCACAUUUUUAGUAUUAAUAGCAGUUCUUAUGACAAAUGCCCCCAAAUAUGUUUAUGAAUAUUGAUUUCAAUAUCACACUUUUAAUAAUAAUCCUUAUACCUCUAAUGGGCCUGUUUCUUGUUCAUAAAAUCACAUUAUAUGGAUGUUACUCCAUCUAACAGAUUAAAUUUGUUUGUUCUAGACAAGUCAGAAUUAGGUUUUCACUAUCUUUCCUUCAAACUUGAUUGGGGAUAGAUGCAUCUUAAAUAGAUGUGUUUGUUUAACACAAUAGAGUGUUAACUAUGAAAGAAAAUGUGAGAAAAGUAGGAAGCGAAUAGUAAUCUGAACAGUUAUGUCUUGGUACCUGUAAUGCAUCCAAAGAGUUUGAUUUUGUUGUUUUAGAAAGUAACUACAUUCCACUCAAAUAGUACAUGUAUCUACAAUGUACUUGCCUAAUAGAAGAUCUCCUUUGGUAAAAUAUUGUUAAUCAGAAAUUACGUCAGUGGCCUGGGAUUAAUGAGGGCAUUACAAGAAAUCUGCAGGCAAUUGCAUAUGUAUUAGGAGUCACAAAUACAGUGUGUCUUUAAUUAAUUUGCAAUUAAUUGCCAUUGAUUUCAGCUGAUAUGCAUCUCGUAACAAUUACAUAAUAAUUAUAGUGAUGUCUUAUUGAGCGCACACACAGUCAAGAGACGCUCAUGGCGCUAUCACAUUUCUUUUAGAAAUACAUAUACAUAACUACAAAUUUAAAUGUAAAUGAAGUAAAAAAGAAAUCUUAAGUUGCUUAAGUACAAUUUUGCAUCACUUGCUGGAAUUUCCAGCUACAUUCUGGUGGGGCCUGGUGCCCUCCUGCUCGCCGCUCCGUUCACCAACAAUUUAGGGGCCAAUUAUCUCGGUCAGCUCAGAACUCACAGGAGCUGUAGCAAAUAAGAGCACCAGCCCCCCUAGGAAGCUAGUCAGACCAGUGAGUGAUGAUAAGUAGAAUGUAAUUUACAUGUCUUCAAAACAAUGUUAUAUCUAAUAAAUAUGGAUUUAGUUGUCAAAGGCACUACAGGUUGAACAAAUAGGUCUUUAGAUGUACUUUAAUGCAACAGAGUAACUGAGGAAGUUGAUUCCACAACUUGGCCGCAGCAUAUGAGAAGUACCUAUGCCCCCAAGGAUGUUGGGUAUGAGGAAAUAGAAGCAAAUUGUCAAUUCCAAAUCUCAUAGUAUGAAUUGGAUUGUAGGGAUGUAGCGUAUCUUUAAUGUAUUGUGGUGACAUCCCAUGAAUGACUUGAAUCUUACCCUUCUGAAGAUCUUAACGCUAUAACUUUAGUUGAACUUAACCUAGGCUCAUAUAAUUUGGUGUGUAUGAUACUAGAAAUUCUAUUGAUUUUGAGGUCACAAGGUCGCCACCUUCCACUUUUCUUGCUUGACCAAUAACUCCAUUUUCCGUGUUACAGGCGGGCGUAUUAUCUGCUCACCUUAGCGACACUCUUGUUUCUUUUUAUUAAAUCUCCAUUUUUUUCUGGGGUGGACUUGACGUCUAAUAAUAGACAUUUGUCAAUUUGAAUACAUCCUCUUUUUCUCAUGCUAGAGACUGGGGGUGAUGUACUCUGAGAGAUAAAAUCAAUUUCAUGAGAGAUUGAUUCAGUUCUUUUAUUGGUCUACUGCUUAGUGUAUUGUGAUUUCAUGGGAUUUUUCACUAUUAAGAGAUAAAAUCAAUUUGUAAGAGAGAUUAAAUGAUUGGAUUCGCCUGUUCUUAAAGUUGAUUUCAGCUGUCAUUGCACAAGGCAUAUUCGUGUAGUUAAGAUAAUUCCAUAGCUUAUGUAGUAUUUAAAUGAUACUGACACAUGUAGUGCCAGAUGUUGCAGAGAUAAUGCCAGUUUAUAAAUACUUGUAUUUGCUAAUUUAUAUAUUUAUUUAGAUUUAACUGGAUGAAAAAGUCUAUUUACAUAGACAAGGUGGUUUACAAAAAUUAGUUUAGUUCAUGCGCAUUUAAGUCAGUAGCUAAAAUCUUCAGGUAAGUCCUGCCAAGUUCCUGUUUGAGUUACCAUAAACAGAAACAGAAGUAACUAAAAGUUUAGAAAUACUUUCUUCAUCAGAAUACUACACAUUUUCCUUUUGUGAAAUAUAAAUUUAAACUACCUCUGCUUACGUGUUCAUUUGUCAAUUUCUACAUUUCGAAUAUAUGAAAGUGUUUGUCUCUAGAAGUAAAUGUUUUUUUUUUUGAAUGCCCACCAAUAUCAACUCAUUGACAAAUCCUCAUAACACAGUUCUCAGUAAUUCUGUGUUCUUAGUGUUCUAAAUAUAUUUGUGCUCCAUGAUAGAAUCUUAGGGUUAGGGUUAAAAGAAAUCUAUAGAUAAUCUUACAUUGACUAACACAUUCAUAAACCACAGAUUGCAGAUACUCCUUAUUGAACAGAUUAUUUUUGUUAAUGUUCAGAGUUGGAUUAAUAUUUCUCUUAUAGGGAACAACCAUAUUUUCAAUUAUUUGAAAUGAAGUAUAUUAAUUAGAAAUGAUUUUCAUCUGAUACCAGAUGGAAAAUGACCAUGAAACCAAAUAAACAUUUAUACAUAAUUUUGUCCAUUAUCCUUUGUAUCGCACCUCACCUAGUCAAAUACAGGCCAUGAUAGUGCAAUUGACUUCUUUAUUAGACAUUUCCUCUAUUUCAAUGCUCAAUUCUCAUCAUGAUUACACAAUUUAGAGCUUUUUUUUGCAACAAAGCAGUGUGAUCAAACAUGUGAAUUAAUUUAUAUCUGUUCUCAGCUUUUGUUGAAGUGUGUACAACUUUGUGUUGCAUUUGAUUUUAAAGUCAUUUGUGAGACACCAUAAAUGUCUGAGAUGAUAGCUGACAAACUCAUAUUUCAGUAUGUGUACAUACUCUGCAUCUUAUCUACAGUAUGUAUAGGGAAUGCUUGAAUACCAAUUAAAAAUGCUUUUCAUCGAAAAACUCAGAUAUCAGUAUCUGUGUACAUACUGAAAUCCGAGAUUGUUGAUGAAAAGAAGCUCAUAGAAUUUAAUAGGAAAUGCUUGAAUACACGGAGAAAUUUGCAAUAAUUUUCAAGCCAGUGUAAAAUGAAUGGCAAACGUUAACAAUAAAUCAUAUCAUUGAUUGUCUCUUGCAUCAUUUAUUGAUUCCCUCGCAUAAAAAGAUUUUUUUUAUUUCAUUCACGAUAAAGAAUAAUAAUUAAGCAAGGUUAUGGGAAACAAGGAAGAGUUAAAAAUAAAAAUGAAAUGGAGAACUGCAUAAUUGUUUUGCAGGUUUACCAAAUUUUACCCUUUAAAUCAAUGACAAAUCUUACAUUGACAAUAAACACAUUUGUAAACCACAGAUCCAUGCUAAAAGAUAGAGCACUGUAAGGUGCUUGACUAAUGGCUUUAUAAAAUAAAGUUGUCUUCUGUCAUAUCUGUUGAUGAAUUCACUUCAUUCCAAACCAAGCAUUUACUCUCAAACCUCUUAUGUUGCAUAGACAAGAUAUAGCUUUGUUCAAAAUGUGAAAUAGUCUCCAUAUUUUGUGUAAAUAAAGAAUGAUAUAUAGGAGUUACUACAGAGAAAGCGGUGUACAUGGUGUACAGUGUUGUAGUCAAAUGAAGAUCAUAUUGAGGAGUUAUUGGCGAUCUUCUUAAAGAAUUAUUUGUAGUAUCAACCAUUUUACAUGUAACUUUUAUAUUUGUAACUCUAUGUGAGGAAUAUUCUUGUCUAUGCAAAUAUUUAAUAUGGAGUGAGAUAAUGAAUACAAUAUCAUGGAGCUGUAUUUAACGGAUGUUUUGACAAGGUUAUCACUUCAAGAGUGGAAUAUCUUUUUUAAUUUGCAUUACGUUUUAAUGAAAAGUUUGUUUUGUAGAGAAAAUGAACUCACUGUCUUCAGACAAAGCUCCAAUCUGUCCCAUUCAGUAAGAGGUUGCUAAUACAAAAUAGUGCCAAGGUAACAAACCAUUCUCCCUUUUAAAAAAUUGUUUAAAAAAAGAUAUGUGGACCACUUUUAAGACUUAAAAUAUAUCAAAAUACAUAAUAGAUGAAUCAAUGUAAUGCUACAGUCAUACCACUGAUAAUCAUUAUAUUUCACUUUCAUGAACUAGGGACUAAAUAUCAACAUUCCUUAUGUAGAUACCAAAACAUUGUCAUUGACCUUUGACAUUGAUCAUGUGAUUUGAAACUGAUCAGUGACUCUUGAUCACCUGUACGUCAGGCUCUUUUCUUAUUCAAAGUUAUAAAAUUUCAAAAACUUAAUAUUUUCACUUCUGCAACCAAAACAGCCCCUGUAAAGUGACAUUCAAUAUUUUUUCUGCAUUGUAAGCUUUGUAGUGAAUAAAAGCUAAUUACAGGUAAAGCAUUGACGGUGAGGUCUUCUAAUUCUGAGUAUUUGUUGAUUUCAAUGCAUAACUCUGUUUUUUUUAUUAUGAUGCAUGUUUCACAUUGUAUCAUAUAUACCUUCUGUUAAUACAUAACAAAUGGAAUAGAGUCAUUUCAUUAUGUCCCACCUUUAUGUGGCAUAGAUCCUAUUUAUUGGCAUUUAUGAUAAUUUUUCAAGUAAUAAUUGCAACAUAGUUAUGACACAACGUUAUUUGGAAACCUCAUUUUGUCACAUAUAACACCGAUGUAUGUUGAUGUAUGUUUUAUUUUCUUGUAAGGUUACAAAGUUUAAUGAAAUAUGGGAUCUUCUUCACAAAAGAAAUGAUGGAAUAAUGAGAUUUCCAUGUAAAAUGAAUGUAUACAGAAGUAAUUUUCAUAUCAAUGUGAUUCUUGUACAGCAACAGAGAAUAAAAUCAUUGUGUCUAUUCCUCUAUGUAUCACAACUGAAAAUAGAAAAUGAAAAAAAAGAUAACCAAAUAAACGAACUUAAGUUAUUCUUUA
Lytechinus variegatus (green sea urchin) is the source of this 9332-nucleotide messenger RNA. Its product is annotated as liprin-alpha-1-like. Gene Ontology annotation, biological process: synapse organization. Gene Ontology annotation, cellular component: presynaptic active zone. Gene Ontology annotation, molecular function: protein binding. Bases 94 to 3240 code for a protein of 1048 amino acids. The record is from RefSeq and is a predicted model, not a curated record. NCBI's taxonomy places the organism in Eukaryota, Metazoa, Echinodermata, Echinoidea, Temnopleuroida, Toxopneustidae. The transcript has 20 exons.